GUCACGUGACCGGGCGUCCCGCCUCUUGGCUUCCAGUCCCAGAGGUGCUGUUUGGAGUUAGCUACGAGGACCCCAGAUUCAGUCGGUAACCCCGGCGCAGCGGAGCUUCGGGCGCAGCGGCGGUCGCGCGGGUGAGCACCGCAGGGCUCUGCGGCGCGGUGGAGGGCGCUGUCCGCGUCCCCGCGCCGCGGCUCUGCAAAGGACGGAGCGCCCCGGGCCGAGGCGCCAGGGGCCUGCGAGGUGCGAGGCCCUUGGGGUUGGGGUCUGAGGCUUGGGCUCUGCCUGGGCCGCGCGGACCCUGAAGUGGGUGAGGCGGCCCAGGGAGCAUGAGCGGGCAGCGCGUGGACGUUAAGGUGGUUAUGCUGGGCAAGGAAUACGUGGGCAAGACGAGCCUGGUGGAACGAUACGUGCACGACCGCUUCUUGGUGGGGCCCUAUCAGAACACCAUCGGGGCUGCUUUCGUGGCCAAGGUGAUGUGCGUUGGAGACCGGACGGUGACUCUGGGCAUUUGGGACACAGCAGGUUCCGAGCGCUACGAAGCCAUGAGCAGAAUCUAUUACCGGGGUGCUAAAGCUGCAAUUGUCUGUUAUGACCUCACUGACAGCAGCAGCUUUGAGAGAGCCAAGUUCUGGGUUAAGGAGCUGCGCAGUUUAGAAGAGGGCUGUCAAAUCUACCUGUGUGGCACUAAGAGUGACCUGCUGGAGGAAGACAGGCGGCGCCGUCGUGUAGACUUCCAUGAUGUUCAGGACUAUGCCGAUAAUAUCAAAGCCCAACUCUUUGAAACAUCCAGCAAGACAGGCCAAAGUGUGGAUGAACUCUUCCAGAAAGUGGCUGAGGAUUACGUCAGUGUGGCUGCUUUCCAGGUGAUGACAGAGGACAAAGGUGUGGAUUUGAGCCAGAAGGCAAACCCUUACUUCUACAGCUGUUGUCAUCACUGAGUCACCACUCAUCUGGCCCAGUGGAAUUAGAUGAAUUCCCAGAGGGGCUGGACCUGACUCUUGUCUGGGCUGGAAUGGUCAAGCGUCUGAGCUAUUCCAGGUGCCUCUCACAGCAGAGGUGGCACCUGCCUGUGCUGGCCCAUGGAACGGAGGAAGUAUUGGGCUGACUGUGGGCAUGAGGAGGAGUAAGGGCUGACUUGAAUCCCAGGCUUCUGUCCAGACUAUUUAAGUAGCUUCUGAACUGUAAAUAAAAUUGAUGCAUUUCCUUGCUGUGUGCACUGGGUGUCAAAACACCUAGUUGUUCCUGGGGCCACGUGGGCCUCACUUAUAUGAAGACUUCCAUCUGGAACCAAGUAACAGUUUCCUAAGACUAUCACUGAAACCAUGGAUAAACAAUGGGCUCUUUUUCUUAUGGCCUUUUUAUUAGUGCUUACAUGUCUGAGUGUAGAGCAAAUACCAGGGCUUCUAACAUACUAGGCAAGAACUAUAUCACUUUUUUUCUUUUGUGGGGGUGAAGAUAGGUUGAGGCUGGGAUGGAAAAGUACAAAGUUCAGGAGAAGACGAAGGAAAGCACCUCAGCUGUGCCCAGAGACAAAAGGCUUGGGUACAUCAACCUCAAGACGAGUUGGUUAGGCCAGCUCUACCUGUUGUGUUAUGUCUGAACCUGUGCUCAGGGGUGUGACUCAGUCCUAAGCUUCCCAGUGAAACCCUAUAAUGUACGCAACAAGAGGCAACUCCAUCUUUCUAUAACUCAAAAAGGUCUUAUGCAUCCAAUUUAGUUGCUAACUUAGAAAAAGGCCUUGAAGCUUCCAAACCUUUACUCACUGCACUCUAGAGGCAGAGGCAGCAGAUCUCCAAGUUUAAGACCAGCAUGGUCUACAGACUGAUUCCCAGUUCAGCCAGGACUACACCGUGAAAACUAUUGUG
Molecule: messenger RNA, 1865 nt
Organism: Mus musculus (house mouse)
Lineage: Eukaryota; Metazoa; Chordata; Mammalia; Rodentia; Muridae
Gene: Rab24
Product: RAB24, member RAS oncogene family
Exons: 8
Coding region: 327-938 (203 amino acids)
Cellular component (GO): cytosol; membrane; bounding membrane of organelle
Molecular function (GO): G protein activity; GTP binding; GTPase activity
Source: RefSeq, marked validated